AGUUUGAGAUUUUCAAAAUGAGGCACAUUCUUGGCUUGCUUCUUUUUCUGCAUACCGCAUAUGUUCAAUGUCUUUCAAUACUCACAGACAACAGUGGUCAGAAUAUUACUCAGCUGGACAUAAAUGACAUCGACUCGAAAAAUGUGGACGUAUUUAGGCAACUUUUGAACCAAGAAACAAUCAUAAGAAUAGCAUUGGUUAAAAAUGUACACUCGCUGAUGAAGGACAUGGUCGACCUGAAACAAAGUAUGGAGACAUUGGAAACUUCACAGCAGAAAACAGAAGUAGAGGUGACAGCAUUAAGACACGAAGUAAACGAACUAAAACGUGAAAACGAGAGACUUAAGCUUGAAAAUAGAAAAAACGAAGUAAACUUCAACGCCGUUAAGGAAAAUUUUACACUGCUCAGCGAAGAUUUCCAGAGGGGUUUGGAACAGAUUGAGGAGAAAAGAAAAGAUUUCGAGACAAAUACCAGCACGAUACUUGGUGACCUGAAAGUAGAAAUUCGUUAUUUGUCAGUUACUUUGCUUGAUUUGAAUAAGCACACUUUAGAAGAAAUUGAUAAGAGUAUUCCAGAAAUGAUCAUGGAAAAGUACGAAAUAUUGUCAAUGACAUUGAAUACUUCACUGAAUGAUGUAAACAGUGAUUUACUUGCUACAAACUCGAGACUAACAAAGUCAAUAUCAAAUCUGGAAAACACUCAGAAUACGAUUAAAUCAUCGAUUUUUGAUGAUAUUAACAAAACCAUUGCCAAUCUACAGAAUGAUGUCAAACAAUCACAGUAUGAACAACUGAAAUUAUCUUCUACUGUCUCCUCCCUCGAAGUGUUCCGAAUGAAUGUUACCAGCAAUCGUUGUGACUUGUCAAAGAGAGUGGCCUUCACUGCUGGAGUGACGUCCCGUAGCAGUUCCUGGAACAGCGGGAUAUUGGUGUUCAAUAAAGUCAUCAAUAACGUGGGAGGUGGUUAUAACCCGAACACCGGAAUAUUUACAGCACCAGUGGAAGGGGACUACUUGUUUUACGUCAGUAUUCAAAGUUACAGUAAUAACGAUGAUAUACAUGUAGAUAUUGUAUUUAAUGGAUCUAAAAAGGUUUGAGCAAUGGCAAACAUGCAUGGUUCUGAUGAUGGUUACGAGACUGGUACGAACCUGGUGACUUUGCCAUUGGACCAGGGAGACACAGUAUGGGUCAGCCAUCAGGCUGGAUCAGGUUAUCACACCUACAGUGACUCUCCUGUUACCACGUUCUCGGGAUUCUUGAUGUAAACAACUCAAUAUUUGAAUAUACCACUAAUAUUUUAUUGUCAUACAAAAAUCGUAUCUUAGAAAUGGAAUAAAAAUAUUAUAUAGCA
Molecule: messenger RNA, 1351 nt
Organism: Saccostrea echinata
Lineage: Eukaryota; Metazoa; Mollusca; Bivalvia; Ostreida; Ostreidae
Exons: 3
Coding region: 18-1097 (359 amino acids)
Molecular function (GO): protein binding
Source: RefSeq, a predicted model, not a curated record